AUGGUGCCGGAGUGUGCAACAAUGACGCAACCGUCACACAUACAGGAAUUCUUCUACGUCUCUCUGCAACACACGUCAAGGGAACUAGGCGAGGGAACGCACUGGGCCGUGGCGAGAGUUCGGCAGGCAGCGAUGGGGUUUUUUCUUCUUGAUCGGUUUCAAAUCAAAAGGUUUGCUGUGUGGAUUGCAACCUACCACUACGUUCCUCUACUGGCGUCCAUCUUGGCCAUCUUAGUGAACUGUAUUUUACACCUCUUCUUUCAGUUCGUCUUUCCUGUGCUGCGCGAGAAGUAUCACUGGGGCAUGUACACAUGGCGGGAUGUGAAGGAGAUUCCCCUUCGUCAUGACGUGGUUUGGGCGUUGAGUUUGGUGUUAUCCCACAUCUGCAUCCUUCUAGGAAUAGCUGCUAUUGGCUACAAGCUGGCGGCUGUCGUCACGGAUGCCAUGAUUGACUCCUGUCUGGUGACUUAUAAUGAGGCUGCCCAGUGCACAGUUGGUUUUCAUCGCCUGCUUCAGGGAUACCAGUCGUUGAUUGCGCUGCCCUAUGCGAGGUUGUUUGCGUUAGUUUUGGUGUGUUGUGCCUUUUGCUUUAUCAUAGGCAUUUUUAACAGCGAUUCACUUAUCCAUUGGGAACGUCAGGGCAAUGACAUUUUCUUCCUAUUUCUUGCUACAAUGUCGCUGUUAGCGGGAGCGUUCAUCUGGAGCUACUAUCGUAGCGUGGAUGAUCCCUUGGGGCCUGCCAUGACGCGGUGGUGGCGCAAGGCGGUGCCGCGCGUACGGCGCUCCUACUUGUAUGUGCUUGCACUCUACUGCGCGUACCUUUCCUGGGUAAAGGGCUACAACCGUGGGUUUGCGCGCUUCUGCGAGGGAAUGCUGUACGUCAGCACGCUUCACGUUGUCCUGCUGCUGUCAAGCAGGCUGACGAUGUUUUUUUACCAUCUCGCAAUCUUCACCGCGGCAGCGGCGCGGGUUCCGAGACGACGGAACGGACUUGUUUGUUACGCCUUAUUGCUGAGUCCCUUGGUCGCCUCCUCCGUGGUCUUCCUUUCUCCGGCACUUCUGCUUGUGCGGGUGCUCUGCGUUUGCGGGAUUCUCAGCCUUGUUGUUCGGCGCUGGCGCCGGCUGGACGACGACGGGCGGCCGCAGGAGGGCGCCCCCGGGCAGUGCGGCGCGGCAGCGCAACCCCGCGCUUCCACGACGCCGAAGCACGAGGCCGGGGGCGGCGCGACGGCGCGGCGCGCCGCCCGCCACCGCCCGGGAGUGUUGCUGCGCGCCUUCCAUCGGCUCUCCUUGACGUCGGCGGUUGCGCUCGUCCUCGGCCUCGCCGUGUGGGUAAGUGUCAAGCACCCCGGCUUUGAGGGCACCACGCCCACCCGGUGCGACGGCGACGGCACGGGCGAGCGCAUCCGAGUGACGGCGCGCUACAUGGUGGCCGACAUCCGCAGCCAGGCCCCCCGCGCGCGGCCCGGGAAGUCGGUGGCCGAAGAAGCAGAGGCGAAGCACGAUGUCGCCCGGUACUCCGCCCUCUGCUCGCACCUGUGGGCUGACAGCCUGCACGCCGCCGACCUCGCAUACUUCUCACUCAUGUCCUAUUUGCAGCGGGACUCGACGGAUUUUCGCGCAAUGCUCGAUUUUUACCGGCGCUUCCGCGAUGGUGGGUCGGACUGGGUGGCGGUUCCCACAAACCACACAUACGGCCGUGCCGUCUUCCGUCACAUUUACUCGCCGUCGAAAGACACCUCCGUGAUUGCUGUGCGAGGCACCGACAUCACCUCGCCGUUUGACUUUCUGCAGAACCUGCUGCUCUUUAGUGAGAUUGGGGUUUUCAAGCUGUUUGCGAGCUUUCUCCCACUGAGCGGUCUCAUUCCUGAGAGCGUCAUUUCCGACUACGUGGCGGCGUCGAGCGCGAUAAGCUCGAUACUUUUGGGCGGGACAACGAGUGACUACUACCACCUCCACGUUGAGGAGUACUUGCGCACCGUUACCUCGCGGCACAUCAUUUUGACGGGCCACUCCCUUGGCGGUGUCGUGGCGCAAAUUGUGGCGGCUCGCAGGCGACUUCCUGGUGUCGCAUUUAGCAGCCCCGGGGUCAACCUGAUGCGGAAGAAGUUGCAGAUUGACUCCGACGCCAUCGACGGCUUCACGACAAACGUCAUUGUGUCGAAUGACUUCACCGUGGAUAUUGAUGCCCCCGGUGGGACGGUGCACCACAUCCAGUGUGAGCACCAAACGGCGGAAGUGUGCCACUCCAUCGAACUUCAUGCAAUCCGCAUGUGGGCCGUCUGCCCAUCGUAUCGUUCACGGACGGCUCUUAACGUCACGUACACGUUGACUGGGUAG
This is a messenger RNA of Trypanosoma conorhini, 2340 nucleotides long. RefSeq lists its product as uncharacterized. Bases 1 to 2340 code for a protein of 779 amino acids. NCBI's taxonomy places the organism in Eukaryota, Euglenozoa, Kinetoplastea, Trypanosomatida, Trypanosomatidae. The transcript has a single exon. The record is from RefSeq and is a predicted model, not a curated record.